Prosopis cineraria is the source of this 1379-nucleotide messenger RNA. RefSeq lists its product as uncharacterized. Gene Ontology annotation, cellular component: endoplasmic reticulum membrane; endoplasmic reticulum. Bases 404 to 1057 code for a protein of 217 amino acids. Lineage: Eukaryota; Viridiplantae; Streptophyta; Magnoliopsida; Fabales; Fabaceae. Gene Ontology annotation, biological process: endoplasmic reticulum to Golgi vesicle-mediated transport; intracellular protein transport. The record is from RefSeq and is a predicted model, not a curated record. The transcript is spliced from 3 exons.
CAAAAACUGUUUCUAAGGGGAAAAAAAAAAAAAAAACUGUUCUGUUCACUUUUUGACAGUGUCACUUCCCCAUUUCUAUUGCUUUACGUUCCUUUCUGGCUAGCGAAAAGCAAAGCAAAACCCAUGUUUGCAGGUUUUGCGAAGAACCAUUUUCGCCAUGCGGUGGAAACCAAUGCCGGCAAAAUCCAAUUCGUAGCAGAAUUUUGGGGUAGUAUAUACUUGUGAAUCUUCUGCUCAAGUUUUAGUUUUGGUUAAAUGCAAAGGGAUCUGUAUGAGGAGGGUUCUUUUGGGUAUUUUUCUUCUUGAGGAAAGAAAGUUUUUUUUUUUUUUUGGUUUUUGGUAGGUUUGAUUUCAUUUCUUGAGAGAUUUCAGCAAGUAGGUUUUGUUUUCUAAAGAAGCAAGGAUGAUUCAGCUUUUGUUCUUGGUUCUAUUUGCGGAGGGUGUCCUGGCUUUUCUUUUGUUGGUGAAGAUUGGGCCAUUGAGAGAUCUUGUAAUCAAGAGUCUGGAUCAGCUCAAGAUGGGGAAGGGUCCUGCUACUGUGAAAACUAUUGCUGGUACCAUGUCUGUGAUCCUCCUCUCAAGCCUUAUGAGCAUUGUUAAGAUCCAGAACAAGGGUGCUAAGCUUGGUACUAUGUCUCCCAUGGAUCAAGUUCUGUGGAGGACGCACUUGCUUGAGGCUUCACUCAUGGGUUUUACAUUAUUCCUUGGAUUCAUAAUUGAUAGGAUGCACCAUUAUCUUCGGAAGCUAAUUAAUUUGAGGGGUAAUGUGGGAUCUUCUAAAGAAGAGCUAGAAAGGCUUCGGAAUGAGAAAGUUCAAUUUGAAGACAGGGAAGAGAAAGCUUCAAAGGAGAUAAAGAAACUGAAGGAAGAAAUAUCAAGCCUUUCAGAAAGUUUGAAAAAGGCAAAGUUGGAAUGUGAAGAGAAGGACGUAAGAGUUGAGACAGCUGAAGUUCAUGUUGCUUCCCUCCAAAAACAGGCUGCCGAUCUGCUACUUGAAUACGACCGACUGUUGGAAGACAACCAAAAUCUUCAGGCUCAAAUUCUAGGUAAAGCAUAAAGAGUUGAGGAAAUGCAAGCUGGCAAACUGAAGUAUGGGUGGAAAUUAGAUAUCAUUCAUGACCAUCACUACUAGUUUUUGUUGCAGAGGCUUCCUUGUUUUCCACAGAAGUGAUUAAUUUUCACUUCUUACUGAACUGGAAAGCGGCCUCCAUAUGCGUAUGUCCAAGAUUAUAAAUUUUGUAGUUCUUCCUCUGGAAUCUGUUGUUCCCCUUCACACUGGAUUUUUGUCCACCCUGUGGGUAAAGAAAGAAAUUUUUCACUUGAGAUCUUGUGGGGGAAGUAUUAAUUGGAAAGGCUUUUAAGAUCAAAAUUCUUCUAAA